Messenger RNA from Pollicipes pollicipes, 4405 nucleotides. RefSeq names its product PHD finger protein rhinoceros (gene rno). Gene Ontology annotation, biological process: regulation of transcription by RNA polymerase II. The transcript is spliced from 20 exons. Lineage: Eukaryota; Metazoa; Arthropoda; Thecostraca; Pollicipedomorpha; Pollicipedidae. The record is from RefSeq and is a predicted model, not a curated record. Bases 170 to 4405 code for a protein of 1411 amino acids.
CAUACAGGUUAUUUUCGUAACUAAAAUGGCGCUAACCGUCCUUUGCAAAAUUCCAGUAUUAUUUGCAAAUGGUGCAUAAUGGAAGAAAUCGAGAUGGGGAAUUGAUAAGCGAAGGAAUAGGGGAAUGUGUUAGUGGCCAAGUUGACUCAUGUCGGGUCUUUGAGCAGAAAUGUCUCAGAGACUGAAGAGACUUGCCGGGAAGCCGGAUGAUCCCGGCCCCAUGGGGAAGCGGAAGCGGCGCAAACUGAGCGGUUCGGAGGACGCCGACUCGCAGCUGCCGUCUGCCUCCGGCCACGUCUGGACGCCCAAACACCUGGGCAACCUCAAGGCCUACAACAAGAAGGCUGUCGAGAAGCCGGGCGAGCUCAUCCGCAAGGACCUGAUCAGUGCGAUGAAGCUGCCCGACUCUGAGUACCUGUGUCCGGACGAGUUCCUGGAGAUCGCCGACCAGUGGAAGCAGGAGUGGGAGCGCGGCGUCCAAGUGCCCGUCAACCCGGACACGCUGCCGCACCCGCGCGUCAGCUCCGUACCCGGUCCGCCCUCGCGCCAGCAGGACUUCCGAAUACCGAAGAAGCUGCUGCGCGUGACGCACGACGACGCGUCGCCGGAGCUGUACCACAUGACCAACGCGCCGGCCAAGGCGGAGAAGAUGUGCCGCUACGACCUGGACGACCAGGACUCCAUCUGGCUGGGCGUCUUCAACGGCGAGCGGGGGCGCAUGGGCCUGCCGGCCGUCUCCGACCUGGAGAUGGAGCGGGCCAUCGAGGACAUGGAGCGCCAGUGCUGGAACAAGAUCCAGACCAUCGUCAAGACGCAGGAGGGGCUUAGCAUCGAGUUCGAUGAGAACGUGGUCUGCGACGUCUGCCAGCAGCCGGACUCGGAGGACGACAACGAGAUGGUGUUCUGCGACAAGUGCAACAUCUGCGUCCACCAGAACUGCUACGGCAUCACCAGCAUCCCCGACGGCUCGUGGCUCUGCAAGGCGUGCGCGCUCGGUAUCAAACCCGACUGCGUGCUCUGUCCCAAAAAAGGCGGUGCCAUGAAGAGCACCAGGUCGGGUCACAAGUGGGCCCACGUCAGCUGCGCCCUCUGGAUCCCCGAGGUCAGCAUCGGCGACGUCGAGAAGAUGGAGCCCGUCACCAAGAUCUCCAACAUCUCGGUGCGGCGCUGGUCCCUGCUGUGCGUGCUCUGCAAGGAGAAGGUGGGCGCCUGCAUCCAGUGCUCUGUCAAGUCGUGCAAGACGGCCUACCACGUGACGUGCGCCUUCAAGCACAACCUGAAGAUGAAGCCGGUGGAGGACGAGAGCGACGACGACGAGAUCCAGCUGAAGUCGUACUGUCCGAAGCACAGCAAGAACGAGAAGCUGUCGGGCGAGUCGGACUCGGACGGGGAGCUGCGUCGGCCUGAUCCGGACUCGGAGGCGCAGCGGCGCACUCGCAAACAAAAGCUGCAGCAGAUCGAGUCCGAGUUCUACCGGCACGUGGACCUGCGCGGCACGGCCGCCGCCUGUGGCGUCCCCAUGGAGGCGGUCGAGUUCAUCUACAACUACUGGAAGCUGAAGCGGAAGUCGGGCAACAACAAGGCUCUGCUGACUCCCAAUACGGAUGAGAUCGACCUGCGCACCGAGCAGCAGCAGCAGGACCUGGAGAAGGUCAAGCAGUUCGUCCACAUCCGGCAGAACCUGGAGAAGGUCCGCAACCUCUGCUACAUGGUCACCAAGCGCCAGAAGCAGUGCCGCAACUACUUCCGGCUGCGCGAGCAGACGUUCCUCAGCCAGGCGGCCGUGCUGCGCGACCCGGCCAGCCGGCUGACGGCCGAGGAGCGGCGCGCCGUGCUCGACGCCAACCACAUCCGCGACAACGUGUACGACCGGCACUACUCGCACGCCGAGGCGUCGCUGCACGCGCACCCUCUGCAGCAGCUGCUGGACGUGAUCCGCGGCGGCAAGGCGGGCGCCGCGCCGCACUGCGAGCGGCUCACCAAGCAGUCGCUGUUCGGCAAGGACUCUAGUGAGAGUGACGCGCCGGCGGCGCCAGUGACUCAGGCGGGCGGCAAUGACGCCGCCACUAGUGACUCGGACUCGAGGCUGCCGGCCGGCGCGGCGAGUGCUGGCAAGGGCCGACACAUCUACACGGACAGCGAGUCGGACGCCGACGAUGACAAGCUGCGCUCCGCCUCGUCCGUCAGCUCAAGUGCAAUUCGAACCAAAGCGGCGAUGAAGGCGUUCUCGACGGCGAAGAAGUCGGAGCUGCUGGCGUCCGAGCCGGACGUCAGUUCGGUCAAUACAGAGAAGGCGCCGGUGCCCGACCUUAGCUUGAUCGUACCGCCGCGGCAGGCCAUGCUGGACGCCAACAAGCGCAUCCAGCAGCGGCGAGGCAGCGCCGGUAGCUCGGGCUCCAGCAGCUCCAGCAGCAGCAGCGGGUCCAGUGGCAGCAGCAGCAGCAGCGGCAGCUCCAGCAGCAGUUCGAGCAGCGGCAGCAGCUCUGACAGUGCGGAGUCCGACGCCGAGAGCCGCGCUCAACCGGCGCCUGCUGCGCGAGGUGAACGCGGCCCGGCUGGGCGAGGGCGAGCUGUCGCUCACAGUCCGCGCAGCGCCGCCGACGCCACCGCGGCACCCGCCGCCGCGGCGCCGCGACGCCGCGCGUCGGCUGGAGGAGCAGGAGAACCGGGCCAAGACGCGCAGCCAGAAGCGACUACGCUCGGCGGACAGCGCAGCCCGCGGCCCGAAGCGCUAAAGAAGGCGCGCCCGAUGCCGCGCAGUCGCAAGAUCGCGUUGGGCCUGGAGGCGGAACCAGACGCGACGCAGGCGCCGCCGCUCGAGCCGCGCCGGCUCUCGUCGUCGGCCGAAAGUAAGCCGAUGCGGGGCUCGAUCGCCAGCAUCCUCAGCGAGCGGUCGGCCAAGGAGAGCAGCGAAGGGGCGGCGCGCGCCGGCUACCGGACGUCCGGCGAGGAAAUCCGCGUCGAGCGGCUCGAGGAUAUCAGCGACGAGCCAGCGGCGGCGGCCGCUCCGGCGCCGACAUCGGCAGCACCCGCCGGCCGCCGGCCGGCCGCCGUCGGCGACACCGACGACCAGGUGCUGCCGGCACAACCAUCCUCCAUCUUCUCGCCGCCUCGGCUUAACGCCGGCGACCCGAUCUUCGACUUCGAGACGGCCUUGUUUGGCGGCCAGAAGUCGGCGGCAGCGCCAGCGCCGGCAGUGGCAGCGCCAGCGCCGGCAAUGGUCGCCCCGGUGGAGCAGCCGGCGGAGCAGCCGGCGCAGCCGUCGGUCCAGCCGCCCGCGCAGUCAUCGGCGCAGCCGCCCCAGCCGCCUCAGCAGGCCUCGUCCAUCUUCUCACCGCCGCGCUCGAGCGCCGGCGAGCCCGCCUUCGAGCUGGACACGAGCGUGCUGGCGGGCCUGAAGUCGGCGGCGCCGGUGCAGCCAGCCCGACCAGCGCCGCGCGCGCCUGUCAUCAUGGAGACGAAGGAGGAGAGUCAGCAGGUGACCAUGGACCUGGUGGAGAAGCUGCGCCUGCAAUACGCCCAGCAGGGCCCGGACGAGCGGCCGGAGGAGAAGCCGGCCGUGACGCCGGGCCGGGGCGGUCCGGCCGACACGCCCACGCGCGGCGAGGCGUCCAAGUGGCGGCCUUUGGCGUCCGUGGAGUCUGAGCCGGAGCCGCCGCCGGCGCAGUCGGUGCUGCCGCAGGUGGAGCCGACGCCAGUCGAACGCAAGGUCGAGCCGAGUCCGACGGCCGCCCUGUACGCCACGCCGACCGAACUGCCCGGCUUCGCGUCCCCGCCGGCACCGCCGCCGCCGGGCAGCGUAGCCGGCCUACUGGCGCAGCCGCGCGGUCUCGGCUCCGUCAGCGUGCGCACGCCGGCCAGCAUCAACGCCGCCAGCCCCAUGCCCCCGCCUUACGCCCAGUUCGGUGCUGAAAGCAUGAUGCAGCACUUGAUGAUGAUGCAGUCGUGGCCGGAGGGCCAGCUGCGGGAGCUGAUCCAGAUGCAGUACGAGCAGUCGCAGCAGUACCUGAUGCGGCAGGACGCGGAGGCUGAGCGUCGCAAGGAAGCAGAAAUGGAGCUGCGCAAGCACGACGAGAUGAUCAAACGGCAGGAGGAGCGAGAGCUUCUGCGCCGCCAAGAGGAGGAGCUUCUGCGCCGCCAAGAGGAGGAGCAGCAGCGGAAGCAGGCCGAGGUGCGCCUGCAGGCUCUGAUGGCCGAGCAGGAAGCCGAACUGCGUCGCAGGCUGCUGGCGCCGCCGCCGGUCGCCGCCGAACGGCAGCUGGUCAAACCGGCCGACCGUGCCAAGGACCAGCGGCCGCCGGCUGCCGAGCCUGACCACUGCCGACUGCAGGCGCUCCAGGCGCUGGUCACGCAGGAGGACGAGCUGAAGCAUGCAGAUACAGAAGAUCCAGUCGACCGACGCUAG